Molecule: messenger RNA, 1083 nt
Organism: Acanthoscelides obtectus
Lineage: Eukaryota; Metazoa; Arthropoda; Insecta; Coleoptera; Chrysomelidae
Source: the annotation of a GenBank genome assembly
GUCAACGGUGCGGUAUACACACACAUAUUGCAGUAGUAGUGUGUCCCGCGACGCGGCUUCAGGAACGUACAGGGUACGCCGUCGCGACGCUCGCUCGUGAAACAGUCGACGAUCGCAUCGACCAAACUGCACUGUGCGAUAGUAGGCCGUGGAUCAAGUACAGAUGAUAUGCGGUGAUUCGUAUCCCGAGCUUUGGACAGGUUUAUUGGUAUUAGAACAUGCAAAUCGAUAAUCAAUUGCUUAUCGUUUCAUUUUGAAAAACGAUAAAUAUCGAUGAUCGAUAAAAAAAUCAUAUAAAUAUUUUUCGCAACGAUUUUCAAAAUUUCCGAACGAUACAAUAUAGUCCUCAGUACAUAACCCAUUUUAUAUAUACUUGAAGCAGCUUCCUUUUGACUGUAUUUUAUACGGAGCAUAAAGAAUUCAAGAAGGUACUUGCCAAAGCUCGCGAUCUAAUCUCAUAUCAUUUGGACCUACAUACUAACUUCAACCUGUCUCAGACGCAUAACAAAAUGCGGCCGUAACACCAUUGUUCGAGUGUUACAACUACGAAUCGUGUGUAUAUAUAGCACGAUACAUUUUGGAGAACGGCCAUACAAUUCGAAAAUUUUGAUGCUGCGAGCGACAACCACUUGGCGGUUACCAGGUCAUCGAUGACACCAACUUUCACUGCACCAUGGAUAAAAAGUGCAAAACGGGCGCCAGCACCGCAGGAUCGCCAUCUUCGGGAAGUCACCACCAGCAGCAGGGCGUGGCCACAUUGGUGGUGAUGCUGGCCGUCCUCGGUAUCAUCAUACUUUUCUGCUGUUUAGCCGCACCCGGCAUCAGAGGAUUGUGCAAGAGAUUCAUUUGUAGGACUGUAUACAAGAAGAUAUGGUUAUGAUACGCGUGACGAAAUAAAAGAGGUGUCAGAACUAAAGAAACAGGUAACGUUGUGUGUGUAGUUCUGAAUUUAACAACUAACAAAAAUACCGUCAAUUACUUCAUAAAGUAUCAAUCCAAACUGUAGAGGAUGAUCAUUAGUUCAGUUCAUAUAACCGUAGUUUUUGCAAGGCUUUAAGAUACAUCCCAACUAACAAUUAUCAC